CAUUUAAGUGAACCGUUGCGGGCUGUCACGUUGCUGUGUGCUCUCACAAUGCGAUAAGCUUCUCGGUCAAUGAUUAAAUAAAUCAUUAAAAUCAGGGUUAUAGUAGAAAACACUUUGUGUAAAGGAGCUGACACGCUAACCGGCGUGACUGCAGGCGACUGCUGUUUGACUUCACCGGACUGAAGGCUUUGGGGCUUCCUGCCGUGCGACACCAUGAGCUCCAGGGUGUGUAAGAGCUGCGGCAGCUCGGACAUCGAUGUUGACCAGGCGCGUGGAGAUGCGGUCUGUAUGGGCUGCGGCUCCGUGCUGGAGGACAACAUCAUCGUGUCUGAGGUGGAGUUUGUGGAGACGGGAGGCGGAGGGUCGUCGGCUGUCGGACAGUUUGUCUCCUCAGAAGGUGGAGGUCCAAACCCGUCUUUCGGUGACGGGCACUUCACAGGUGUGGGCAGAGAGUCCAGAGCUCAGACGCUGCAGAGAGCAAAACAGAACAUCAACACCCUGGGUCACCAGCUGCAGAUGAACAAGCACUGUCUGGACAUGGCCUUCAACUUCUACAAGAUGGCGCUCAUGAAACACCUGACCUGCGGGCGAAAGUCCAUGCACGUCGUUGCCGCCUGUCUGUACAUGGUCUGCCGUACCGAGGGAACACCACACAUGCUGCUGGAUCUCAGUGAUCUCCUGCAGGUGAACGUCUACGUGUUGGGAAAAACCUUCCUCGUACUGGCCAGAGAACUCUGCAUCAAUGCUCCUGCAAUAGGUACGCAGUGUCUUUACCUUUUUCUCUUUAGAUUCUCAUUGCAGGACUUUUUGUUUGACCCUCCUGCAGACCCGUGUUGAGAAUUAGCAUGUGUGCUAAAACCUUCAAACAAUACACCCGGUCCGUCCAGUGUGAUUGUGAUGUCCAUGUCAAAUAGAAAUCUAUCUUAGUAACCAUUAAGUCUUUCUAUUGCCAGGAAA
Labrus bergylta (ballan wrasse) is the source of this 957-nucleotide messenger RNA. The record is from RefSeq and is a predicted model, not a curated record. NCBI's taxonomy places the organism in Eukaryota, Metazoa, Chordata, Actinopteri, Labriformes, Labridae.